Messenger RNA from Durotheca rogersii, 982 nucleotides. RefSeq lists its product as uncharacterized. The transcript has 2 exons. The coding region runs from base 195 to 863 and encodes 222 amino acids. The record is from RefSeq and is a predicted model, not a curated record. NCBI's taxonomy places the organism in Eukaryota, Fungi, Ascomycota, Sordariomycetes, Xylariales, Xylariaceae.
GCUUGUUCUCGCUCGUCCCCUAACCUGGCUUGACUCCAUGCUGGCUCCUCUUCCUGGCCCGUGGAGGAAAAGCUAGUGAGCUGAACAACUGCAUGUAUAUAAGUGGACUCUAUGCGCAGUUCGGAGUAGGGCUACCGUCCAACCCACCUCUUUCUACACCCACAUCGUCAAGUUUCGUGUGAAAGUCUUUCAAGAUGCCUAGCUUCACUGUGGUUCUUGCCGCUCUUUUCGCCGCUUCUAAGGCUCUCGCCCAGACCCUGCCCUCUUUCCCUACUGCCUCCUUCGGCUGUGAGCCGCACGGCGACCACUGGCACUGUGAGGGGGCGGUUACCAACACCGGUACCGCAGGGGAUGUGUCUAGCACGGGCACCACCUUCGUUACUUCGGCCACGGAUGCGCCCGUAAUUAUUUCCAGCAACUCUCACGGCCACGGUGAUGAGUCCGUAACUCUGUCGCCCAGCCCCACGGAGUCGGUCGGUUGUGAGCCCCACGGCGAUCACUGGCAUUGCGAGGGCACCGCGUCCACCACGCCGGCGCCCAUCAGCAGCGCAACCAGCAGCCCCACCAGCAGUGGCCAUGAUGACCAUGACCACGACCACGACCACACCACGAAUUCCUCUAUGGGAACCGUUACGCUUGCGCCUAGCCCGACUGAGUCCGUCGGUUGCGAGUCUCACGGCGACCACUGGCAUUGCGAAGGCCCUGCUGUUCCCACCAACUCUGUUCCCGCCACCUCUCCUCCCGUCAACGCUACCUCUACCACUUCAUCGCCGCCCAUCCCGACGGCAGGCGCUGCAAAACUGGGCAUGGGGGGCAUGGCUAUUGCUGGUGGACUCGCUAUGGCUGUCGGAAUGGGUCUUUGAAGGCUGUCCUGAUAUCUUAAUAUUACCUAUAUUAAACCGCAGAAGAGGCCGGGGGGGGAUAUAACGCACACUUAGUCCUGAGACGCAAAAUAAAUACUCUCUUACUGCAUAACUCGCUU